AUAAUGAGUCUUUAAGGUUACAAAGAAUAAAGACUCCGGUAUUCUGUUCAGGCAGAAGUAGUAAUGGCAACUCGCAGUCUUUUACUCUCAACCCUCCGUCGUUCUCGUCCUAUCUCCACGCUCUCUCGUCCCCUCACGAACUCUAGCCCUGGCCCUAACCCCAAUUCUCUCACUUCACAACCUUCAAAUGCGAUAUCGUCUCGCAACUCACUUGCUUCUUUUAAUUUCCCUUCCUGUCGAUCCUUGUCGACUCGCACCGCGUCCGAAUCUAUCAAUUUCGAAGAAUUUGCUGAUCCUGUCUCCACCGAGACCGAGGAUGGAGUUGUUAACGGUAUUCUUCCGGUAGACUCAAUGAUUUGGUUGCUUGAUUCAUAUCAUGAUCUCACUGGUCUCCCAUGGUGGAUAAUCAUUGCUUCAUCAACACUGGCAAUGAGAUUAACGCUCUUUCCUUUACAUGUUCUGCAAAUGCACAAGAUUAAGAAAAUCUCUCGGUCUUUUUCUAAAUUGCCUCCUCUAUUCCCACCACCUCUAUCAGGAAGAAGCUAUAUCGAGCAGAUAUCUCUUUUUAGAAACGAAAGAAGAGCAAUUGGCUGCCCUUCUUAUUUAUGGUUUCUUGCUUUCCUCUCUGUACAGAUACCGUGCUUUCUCUUGUGGAUGACCAGUAUUCGACGAAUGUGUCUGGAUAAUCAUCCUGGGUUUGAUUGUGGUGGCGCUCUAUGGUUUCAGAACUUGACUGAACUUCCUCAUGGUGUUUUAGGCCCGAUCUUUCCAUUUCUUAUUGCUGGUUUGCACGGUGUUAAUGUUCACUUCUCUUUUGACAGAUCUUCUGUUCGGAACACAAGUGGCCUAUUGGGCUUAUUAUCAGAAUACUACAGGAAAUAUCUGAAUUUUAUGAUGCUGCCUUUGUUUUUCAUUGGUUACUGCAUUCCACAGGGAAGUCUAGUUUACUGGGUUACCAACAGUUCAUUAACUGCAAUACAGCAAGUAUCUCUCAAACUUCCUGUUGUUCGUGCAAAAUUAGGGUUACUGGACAAGGAUUUUCCAAAAGCACCUGCACUUUCUGCAGAAAUGGUUGCACAUGAACUGCGCAAAGUUUCUCCAGAAAAUUUGUCACCUCAUGAACUACUAGUACUGUCUGUUAAACUCUUAUCCAGUGGGCAUAGAGCCAGAGCUAUUCCUUUGUUGCAAAUGGCACUUGAGAAGGACUCUGGCCAUGUAAAGGCUUUAAUUGUUAUGGGGCAGGCUCGACUGCAAGAAGGACUCCAUGCAGAGGCAACUGAUCAUUUAGAGCGUGCUAUUUCCAAUCUCAUUCUUACUGGCCAUCCAACAGCGGAGGAUGUGGAUCAUCUUAUUCUUGCAUCACAAUGGGCAGGUGUUGCCUGUAUUCGUCAGGGGAAGAAUGCAGAAGGAAUUAUGCACCUAGAAAGAAUCACAAGUCUGGAAGAACCAGAGGACCCAAAGAGCAAAGCACACUAUUUUGAUGGUUUAUUAUUACUUGCGAGUGCUUUAAGUAAGGAAGAUCGCAAUGCUGAGGCUGUCAAGUAUCUGCGCUUAGUUGUUGCUUAUGAUCCUUCCCGCAAGGAAUUCUUGGACCAAUGCUUAUGAUCGUUCUCGCUAGGAAUUCUUGGAAGAAUGUGAAAAUAGGACAAUUUUGUCAGCUAUCUUGUUAGCAGCAGGAGGAGAUCACAGACCUAAUUCAAUUACACGUGAUAACUAUUUGUAUAAUUAUUAUUUGUUAAUUACGUCAAUAAAUUAUAACUUGGAAUAAA
This is a messenger RNA of Populus trichocarpa (black cottonwood), 1769 nucleotides long. RefSeq names its product ALBINO3-like protein 2, chloroplastic. Gene Ontology annotation, biological process: mitochondrial respiratory chain complex IV assembly; protein insertion into mitochondrial inner membrane from matrix. Gene Ontology annotation, cellular component: mitochondrial inner membrane. The transcript is spliced from 14 exons. Gene Ontology annotation, molecular function: protein binding; membrane insertase activity. The coding region runs from base 64 to 1605 and encodes 513 amino acids. NCBI's taxonomy places the organism in Eukaryota, Viridiplantae, Streptophyta, Magnoliopsida, Malpighiales, Salicaceae. The record is from RefSeq and is a predicted model, not a curated record.